UGCAGUGAAACCCACGGAAACAGACGGAAGAUAGCUUACACCGCCGCUGUAUCAAAACAAGCCUUUUCUUUACAAAAUAACGAUAUCAAGAGCAGAAUUUUCUUCUUGUAUCUGUGCUCUCAUUAUUUGCUGUUCAUUUCCGAGGGUGAAUUCCGUCGCGCAGGCAGCAAAAUGGGAAAUGAAGCGAGUUAUGCCAUGGAAAUGUGCUCACACUUUGAUGCUGAUGAGAUUAAACGGCUGGGAAAGAGGUUUAAGAAACUCGACCUAGAUAACUCCGGCUCCCUCAGUGUGGAAGAGUUCAUGUCCCUGCCGGAGUUACAGCAGAAUCCACUGGUGCAGAGAGUCAUUGAUAUAUUUGACACAGACGGCAACGGCGAGGUGGAUUUCAAAGAGUUUAUAGAGGGUGUCUCACAGUUCAGCGUGAAGGGUGAUAAGGAACAGAAGCUCCGCUUCGCAUUUAGGAUCUAUGACAUGGACAAGGAUGGCUACAUUUCCAACGGGGAGCUGUUCCAGGUGUUGAAGAUGAUGGUGGGCAACAACCUGAAAGACACACAGCUGCAGCAGAUUGUGGAUAAGACCAUCAUCAAUGCAGACAAGGACGGAGAUGGAAAAAUAUCUUUCGAGGAGUUCUGUGCUGUUGUUGGAGGUCUUGAUAUACACAAGAAGAUGGUUGUGGACGUGUGAGCGAAUCCCAUCUCCACAACAUCCACUUUCCUCUCCAUCUGAUGAUCUGCUCAAAAUAUCCAGCACAUGCUCUCUGUGUAUUUCAAAGGAAGUAUUUACCAAGCCAAUUUUUUCAAUAGAAGCCUUGUGAUGCCGACGUGUAAAUGUUAUUGAACUCAAAUCUGCUCAAUAACCCAGUGUAGCACCGCAUGGGCUUAUGGACAAUGAUAGAGCAUCUCAGUGAAAGAGGAAAGAGUUUUGGCUUGUUCAUAUUUCAUUUUUUUUUUCAAUGCUUCUUUUUUAUAUUUAUUUUGUUUUCAUCUUUUUUAAAGAAAAAAUAGGCGUAAUAUAAAGUGUAAGUAAGGUAUGACGUGCCAAGCAGAACACGCAGUUAGAAAAAAAGUCUACCACCAUUAAAUUCAAGUGAACUCAUUUGAUUGCAUGAAAAGAUGCAAGGUUAAUUUUAACGUAUUCCGUUACACUUUGUGAUAUACACUAUUUCUAUCAUUCUAGCAUUUUGGAUUCUAGCAUCUAACCAUCUUUAAUACUUGUUUUUGUAUUAAUUGUGAUAUAACGUUUAUGUAUAAAUGUGUUUAUUGUUGGAGAGUGCAACAGAUUCAUUCAGACAGUCUGGUAGAAACUGGUACCAAGAAAAAUAUAACUGGUUUAAUUUAUAAGCACUUCAUAAGAAACAUACAAUUCUGACAAGCCCAAGAACAGCACAUACAGGGGCCCCAAAAGGUAUUUGGAUACUUAAGUCACACUUAAAGAUGUAUGAAUGUCAUUGCAUUAGAAACUAAACAUCGAAGCAAGUGGCAUCUGCAACCAAAUUAUGAAGUGUUUUUAACACCGGACACGAGCGACACGUUGUGACAAAAGCAAAUCGUUCACACUGGAAGCGUCAUCUGCCACAGAUCAACUCCAGCUACUUUAUUAUCCCUUCCAUCUAAAAAUACAAUUAUUUUACUUGCCAAAUAUCAUACAUGACUCGUUUUGCUAUUAAUUUCAUUCGUUACUUAUUUAAUAAACGUCUUACAGCCAGCUUGUGAUGUUUCAGGUUUUUUUUUGGGUUCAAACCAUAUUUGUGCUGUGUUUGCAGCAAAAACAUAGUAAUAAUAAUUCUAUAAUAAGUAAAUGUUCAGUCCAGUGGAUUUCUGAAGAAAAUAAAAGUAUGAUACAGAUUCUUCUUCCUUCAGAACGUUUACGUGUCAAAAAAGCGCUUCCGGGGUAGGCAUGGGAUUAGAACCAACUCCUUUUCUGGACAAUUUUUGCAAUGUCCUUAAACCAGUUGGUCACAUGAUCCUUUUAAGUGAAUGUAUUAACUCAGUUCCUCUGAAGUCCACACAGGUGUUCAGCAGCGUGACCAAAUAGCUAGCUUAUCACAUCUAUGGACAUGUUCUGCUAACAUUUGACAACAAAAAGUGUCCAGAAACAUGUUGCCUUCAUUUCAAUCAUCUACCAAAAAGUGUGCUAGUGCUAUCUUUCCUUAAAAAUGACACUUGCUUUGAUGUGGCUUAAAGUGUCCAAUUCAUUUUUGGGGCCCACUAUAUAUUUAUAUGUUAAUGCAGUGGGAGACCAUUUAGCUUUGGUAAAUGUACGUAUUACAGUUGGUUCACAAUGCAGUUGAUUAAUAUAUAUUAAUAUUAGCUUUAAAGUAUCUAAAAGCUUGUAAAAAUUGGUGUAACAAGUACAAUAAUUUCAAUGGGACUACAGCUUAUUACAACUAUAAAAUUAAUUUACUGAAUGUUUACAUGGAUGACAGGAGCAGCUUAACCAAACCAAUGGCUAUGAGCGUUAAUUCAGUUUCUGUCUUUUUACACUGAUAUCUGCAUAUCAAUGCAUCUUUAACCACAAGAUCACUUAUGGUGUGCAUGCUUGAUGGAUUAGUUGCUUUCUGCAUGUUUAUCAGUUCAACCUAUUCCAAUUGUUUACACUUAAGCUGUGAAAUUUAUAUCCAAUAUCAAAAAAAUGUCAAAUACAUUACACACGUUGCCAAAUUUAAAUCAGGCAAACACGAUUUAAAUACAUCGAUUUAUUUUAUUUUUUUCAUUUUCUCACAAGUGGCACAUGUCAUAGUCAAGCCACAUAACAAAUUCAGGUCACAUCAUUUAGCCCUUUGUUUUGUAAAUACAUAUCUUUAAAAUUAAGGUGUUCGUGCUUUAAUAAGAAAAAUUACUUUAUCUGCAACUUUUGUCUUCUUUUAGUGAAUGAAAUGGGAUCUCAUAUGAGGACACAUUAUUACAUGUCAGUUUUGAAAUUCUGCAUGCUGAAUCAUAUUAACUACCGUGGGAUAUAUGGACUACUUGAUACUUUAAGGAAACAAUAAACAUUUUAAACUUGACAUUG
Molecule: messenger RNA, 3009 nt
Organism: Xyrauchen texanus (razorback sucker)
Lineage: Eukaryota; Metazoa; Chordata; Actinopteri; Cypriniformes; Catostomidae
Product: calcineurin subunit B type 1-like
Exons: 6
Coding region: 172-684 (170 amino acids)
Molecular function (GO): calcium-dependent protein serine/threonine phosphatase regulator activity; calcium ion binding
Source: RefSeq, a predicted model, not a curated record